This is a messenger RNA of Xiphophorus couchianus (Monterrey platyfish), 3119 nucleotides long. RefSeq names its product glycoprotein Ib platelet subunit alpha (gene gp1ba). The transcript is spliced from 6 exons. The record is from RefSeq and is a predicted model, not a curated record. The coding region runs from base 668 to 2785 and encodes 705 amino acids. Gene Ontology annotation, molecular function: protein binding. Lineage: Eukaryota; Metazoa; Chordata; Actinopteri; Cyprinodontiformes; Poeciliidae.
GCGAGCUGAUUGGCUAACAGGCUGCAGGUGAGAAGAGAGAGAGGAACAGGGGGCGAGGGAGACAGGAACUGAAAAACCAGAACCAAGACAAACAAACUAAAGUAAAACAGAAACUGGGCUGAUCUGAUCAAACCAAGGUAGCAAUCAGUACAGUUAUGAAAAAUGAUUCAUAAUUUCACCAAAGGAAACAUUAUAGAUUCAUUCCUUGCAGACAGAAGUUUCUUUAUUUCAGUUUAUUUAAAUGAUUUUCUGCCUACAGUGAUUGAAAACAUUUAGCUUUAGAAUAUCCGAAUGAACAAUAUUCUAGUUCAUUUCAAAAGGCCUAUUUAAAGUACAUGGAGCCUCAUAAUGUGUUGAAUGUGUUGAACAGCCAGCAGUGUUAGUUUAACCAGUUACCUCAGGCAGCAGCAGCUGGUGGUUUCCUCUGAAACGGGUCAGAACGUGAUGAGCUUCCUGUCUGCUGCUGAGCCUCCGUCCAUCUGAGCAGCAGGAAGUUUGUUUCUCCAGAUAAUGCAGCUGCAGCGACGUGGAGGAACUCAGCAGGAGACCAGGAGCCUUAUCUCCCUUCCUGCUGCCCAUCAAACCGCCUGCUCAGAAACCAGGCGGCUGGAGGUUCUCCUCCUGCACCUCCUUCACUUCACCUCAGAGCCACUGAGCCUCAGUCAGCAUGCAGCUCUUCCUCCUCCUCCUCUUCCUCCCGCUGCACGGAGCCAUGGCCGCCUCGGUGCCUGGCUGCCACGGCGACAGAGACAAGGACCACCGGCCGAGGGAGAACUGCAGCCGCGCUGGGUUCAGCCACGUCCCAGCAGGACUGGACCAGGAGACGCAGGUCUUGUUGUUUCCAUCCAACCUGUUCUCCAGCCUGUCCUGGAGCUCCUUCCAGGUGUUUCCAGGCCUGUAUGAGCUGGACCUCACAGCCAACCAGGUUCCGGCCGUGGCCCCCAGCUCCGCUCCGGUUCUGGCCGGUCUGGCCGUCCUCCGGCUGGGCUCCAACCGCCUGACGUUCCUCCCUGACGGCGCCUUCGCCGCCUGUCCCGCUCUGACCGAACUCUACCUGCAGAACAACUCCUUGGCGUCUCUGACCGACCGCAGCUUCUCCGGGCUCAGCGUGUUGGAGAUCCUGGACCUGACGGCCAAUCGCAUCUCCAUCCUUCCUGCUCUCAUGCUCCACCCACUGACAGCCAUAGAAACCCUCUACCUGGAGAACAACCAGAUCCAGGUGAUGCCUGAUGGCUGGUUCAGCCAGAAGGAGGACGUGCCGUACCUCUACCUGUCCCUCAACCCCUGGGCCUGCUCCUGUUCCCUCGGUUACCUCCGCAGAUACCUGGACGACUUUGAGCUCAACAUCUACGUCAGAGACGGCGCAGAAAUCAGGAACGGCGUGGACAGUGUGGUGUGCGAUUCUCCGCGGCGCCACCAGGGGAAACCUGUAGUGACUCUGGAAGAGUCCGAUCUCUGCUCAGCAGACGGAGAACCAGAACCGCCUGGAAUGACCUCACUUCCUCCUGACCCGACAGCUCCAGCUGCUUCGGUCCAACCGUCCGGCCCAGAACCUCCAGCUGCAAUCUCUCCUCUUCAACCCACGACCCCUGACCUCAUGACCACGUCUGCAGAGCGGGCCUCAGUCCGCCACAGAGUCACACGGUCCUGGUACCGGACCUUCACCAGUCCGAAGCAACGCUCCCAUCACUCCAGCUCAGAGACGCAAACAGGAAGUUCAUCAGUUGGCUGGUUUAAUCGGAUCGCACACCCGACUACUGAAGUUCCUCUGGUUCCUGAUGUUCCCUCAACUACAGAUGUUCCCCUAAAUACAGAUGUUCCUCUGGUUCCUGAUGUUAAUGCCUCUCUGGUUCCUGAUGUUCCUACCAGCAGGGGGCAGCAUGUCAGCAGGGGGCAGCAUGUCAGCGUGGUUCCUACCAGCAGGGGGCAGCAUGUCAACGCGGUUCCUACCAGCAGGGGGCAGCAUGUCAGCGUGGUUCCUGCCAGCAGGGGGCAGCAUGUCAGCGUGGUUCCUGCCAGCAGGGCGGCGGUGUUGUGCGUCUGGCUGUCUGCAGGCUGUCUGCUGCUCUGCGCGGCGUCGGCGGCGUCGGUCCUGCUGACUCUGCUGAGGUUCUUCUUCUGCUACCAGAAGCUCUACAAGCGGCUGAGGCUAACGCUAGCAAGGAGGGCGAAGGCCAGGGAGGGCGCGGCUCUGCUGAGGAAGGAGGAGCAGGCAGCUGGAGGAGUGGUGGCGCUGUACCGCUCUCUGCUGUUUGUCCACAGAGAGGGAGGAGGCGCAGCGGGGAGGCAGGAGGGAGAAGGAGGACAGACGGUUACUCUGAAGCUAGCAGGAGACGGGACAGGAGGGGAGGACAGAGGAGUUUACAGGAGGAGCAUGUACCGCCUGGUCAGCAGAGAGGAGGAGCUGGAGGGAUGGAGGGAGGUGCUGGAGGAGUGCCGGGUCUCUGCAGAGGAUGGAGGCAGGAAGAGAGGGAGCAGGAGGGAGGAGGCGGCAGGAGGAGCAGCAGGAGGAGCAGCAGGAGGAGGAGCAGGAGGAGUAGCAGCAGGAGGAGCAGGAGGAGUAGCAGGAGUCUCCAGGAAACGCUACAGCGUGAUUCUGAGGGAGGAGCGGGAGGAGGCGGGGGGAGGGCGGGAGGAGCUGGACUGGGUGGUGGGAGGAUGGGAGGCGGGCCGAGGAGCGGAGGAGGGGCCGAGGAGCAGCUGGGGGGAGUGGCUGGCUGGCUAUUUACCCAGCAUGCUGUGGGGCCUGGCUGCUCCUCCUGAGGAGGCGGCAGCAGCAAAGUGAGGAGUCACCGUUGGCCUCCUGUUGCUCUGCUGGUUUCUCUCCCAGUUAAAGUUGUUCUGAUUAUUUUAGCCACAUUAGCAGAUGAAGGCGCCAUCAGGAGUCACACUAGGCCCACUGACCUCUGACCUUCAGUGACCUUCACCCUCCAGAUUCUCUCUACGCCUCUAUGCAGAUGACGCCGUCUUUCGUUUAACUGAAAGCAGAAACUGUAGAUGAUCUGCAGGCUUCAUGGACCAGUUAUCAUCACAGCUUCCACUGAACUACAGCAACGCAGCGUUUACUGCCGGUUACCAUGGAAACGGCCUGCACAAAUUAAACCUUCACUGAAACCAAA